ACAAACAAUCUCCCAUGCCACUUUCCCUACCAUAACAAGCAUGCAUGCCUCUACUUGCAUUUCAUUUCUUGUCAUUCUGUGUUUAUUCAGUCCGUCGAAAUCUCUCUCAGAUGAACUCAUCUGUGACUCCACUCCUUUUCCAUCUUUCUGCAAUUCGAUGCGUCUGCAAUACGAUUUUGGAUCCAUACAAGAAUAUGGCAGGUUUAUACUCAAGCAAUCAAUAUCAUCAACAGAAAAUGUGCUUUCAAUGGUAAACGGUUACCUCGAGCUCCGGAUUGGAUUGCAGGAAUACACAAUCCAUGCUCUUGAAGACUGUCAGCUUCUUACAAGCUUGAAUAUUGAUUUCUUUGUUAAAACUCUGGAAAGUUUAAAUUUGACGAAUAAGAUUGAUGGCCCGACAGCCAGUGAAUUGUUGAGCUUGCUUAGUGCAACCCUCACAAAUUAUCAAACUUGUUUAGAUGGACUUGAGGCCAUAAAUCCACUUUCAGCCAUUAGAAUUGCUCUCGGAACGCCGCUUUCUGAUGGAAACAUGCUGAACAGUGUAGCCCUCGCAAUUUUCAAGUACGCCUGGAAUCCUAGUACAACGGAAGGAAGGUUGCUGAAAGAUAGAAAGCCACUCAACUCGGGUCUCAAGCUUUAUCCAGGCGGUAAUUCUGUGAAUGUAAAUCAGUCGGUUGUGGUGAACCCUGAUGGAAGUGGAGAUUUCACUACCAUUACUGACGCGGUGGCAGCUGCUCCUAAUAAUACUGACUGUACUAAUGGUUAUUUUUUGAUUUAUAUCGCUGCUGGGGUUUAUGAGGAGCAUGUUUACAUAGCCAAAUCUAAAAGGUACUUGAUGAUGAUCGGAGAUGGAAUCGAUCAGACUAUAAUUACUGGAAACCGCAGUGUAGUUGAAGGGUGGACAACCUUUAAUAGUGCUACAUUUGCUGUAACUGGAGUAGGCUUUGUGGCAGUAAAUAUAACAUUCAGGAACACAGCAGGAGCCGUGAUGCAUCAAGCUGUCGCUGUCAGAAACGGAGCUGAUCUAUCAACAUUUUACCAUUGUAGCUUUGAAGGGUACCAAGACACACUAUAUGCUCACACAUUGAGACAAUUCUACAGGGAAUGCAACAUCUACGGAACAGUAGAUUUCAUAUUUGGAAACGCUGCAGUCGUGUUUCAAAACUGCAACAUUUAUCCGCGGCUACCUAUGCAAGAUCAGUUCAAUGCAAUCACAGCUCAAGGCAGAACUGAUAUUAACCAAAACACGGGCACUUCAAUACAAAAUUGUACUAUUCGCGAAGCAGAAUACAUGGCCUCAGCAAAGACUUAUCUGGGACGGCCCUGGAAACAAUAUUCCAGAGCCGUUUACCUAAAUUCUUUCAUCGACAAUUUGGUCGAUCCUGCAGGCUGGAUUGCCUGGUCUGGAGAUUUUGCUCUUAAUACAUCUUACUAUGCAGAAUAUAACAACAGAGGAGGUGGAUCAGAUACUAGUAAAAGGGUUACAUGGGAGGCUUAUCAUGUGAUAAAUUACUCAGACGCAGCUAACUUUACUGUCUCGAAUUUCUUAGCUGGAGAUUUUUGGUUGCCUAGUACUGGUGUUCCAUACAAUGCUGGCUUGUUUUAAAUUUUAUACAGCAUGUACUGAUCAAUACAUUUUCAUUAAUUUUUAACUUAUU
Molecule: messenger RNA, 1658 nt
Organism: Daucus carota subsp. sativus
Lineage: Eukaryota; Viridiplantae; Streptophyta; Magnoliopsida; Apiales; Apiaceae
Product: probable pectinesterase/pectinesterase inhibitor 41
Exons: 2
Coding region: 41-1606 (521 amino acids)
Biological process (GO): cell wall modification
Molecular function (GO): pectinesterase inhibitor activity; pectinesterase activity
Source: RefSeq, a predicted model, not a curated record